ACCACCGUGAGACUCAGAGACACUUUCAGCGACAGCGUCCUGUAGAUAUGAAGUGUAACCAUCUCCUGUCCUGGGCCUUCCUGCUCGUGGCCUCUGGCCCACUGCUGGCCCACCCCAUCACAGAAUCUGCGGAGAUGCCCUAUCCAGGACCUGCAUCAGUGGAGGACCGAGGAGUCGGCGCUCUGGAUGAUCUGUCCCUCUCUGAGCAAAGCUUCCCUCCUCAGGACGGUGCUGGUCUCAGAUAUUCCUCUCUGAUAUCUGGGGAGUUUAACAGAGAUGGCGUCAGAACAAGCCUGCUUCCUCGAGGGAUGAAAAGAGAGGUCCUAUUGGAGAAACAAAGUCUCCUAAAUCCUUUCAGCCACGUGCUGGGCAUCCGGAAACAGUUCAGAAAGAGAGCAGGGAAUUCUGAAUGUUUCUGGAAAUACUGCGUCUAAAAAAACAUGUCAACAGGCAUCAAUGCCACACACAAGAGACAGGGCUUGCACUAAAACCAAAACCCCUAUCUUGCACUCACAUGCAGACAAAAUAACAAACAUCAUGCAUGCAUACACUGUGCAUAUGCAUGCCCAGGUGCAUGAACUCACACAUACACACUCACAUACAUAAGCGCUGUCUGUAUUUGUUCACACAAAGAACAAUGCCAUUGGUGUGAUUGAGACAAGUUGCUUGGGGGCUUUAAGAUGAUUUAUUGAGACUAUGUUUAUGGUAUGUGAAACUACAUUUGUUAAAAGUCCCUGGUUGUCUGAUGUACGACCAAAAGUCUUUUAAAUGAAUGUCAAAGGUUAUGCAGCCCUGUAUGUUGAAUAGAAAUAAAACUAUAUUAUAAAUACUCU
This is a messenger RNA of Epinephelus lanceolatus (giant grouper), 833 nucleotides long. Its product is annotated as urotensin-2-like. The record is from RefSeq and is a predicted model, not a curated record. NCBI's taxonomy places the organism in Eukaryota, Metazoa, Chordata, Actinopteri, Perciformes, Serranidae. Gene Ontology annotation, cellular component: extracellular region. Gene Ontology annotation, molecular function: hormone activity. Gene Ontology annotation, biological process: blood vessel diameter maintenance; regulation of blood pressure.